AGUCGAACACGCAAUUGCCAAUGAAUUCCUCGUCAAUCUGCACUGUUCACAGCGUACCGAAAUUAUUUACGUCUGGGUUUGCUGAUAGAAGAAGAACGUAGGUGAUGGAUGGGUCAGUAGGCGACAACUUGGUUGUCAACUGGGACAGAAGAAGAAGAAGUGUAGCUAAAACGUGAAUUCUUCCUGUACAUAUCACCCAAACCCCUGACCUGGGAGUCAUGAGCUGCUUGUGGAUGGGCAAUGUUGAUCCCUACAUGGAUGAAAACUUUGUCACCCGUGCCUUUGCCACCAUGGGAGAGCUUGUGGUCAGUGUAAAGAUUAUCCGAAACAAAGCCAACAAGUCUGCUGUUGGUUACUGCUUCGUGGAGCUGCCAGAUAAAGCCGCAGCAGAGCGAUGUCUCCGAAAAGUUAAUGGAAAACUUCUACCAAGAUCCAUGCCGCCCAGAAGAUUCAAGCUAAAAACAGCAGGUACCGGGAAGCAUGGGGAUAACAGACAUGUAAGCCUGUGGUGUCAAUGUCGUUGUCGCAGAAACGAGAGUGGGUAUUUUGAUCCCGCCAGCUCUCAGCCAUACACCUGUAACAACAACCAGUACUGUGACUUCAACGGCUCUCAGCCAUACAUUUGUGUCCACAACCAGUACUAUCAGAACUGCCCUAACUGCUACACAAAUUGGGGAUAUGAUGAGACUGCGGGCCACAGUUCAUAUAACUGUUAUGAUCAGGCUUCUGAGGACACAUGUGAAGAUGGUGGGCUUGAAGACCCUGGAUUGAACCUGGAUGUAGCAGAAGCAAACAGACAGUUCAUGAUGGACAGUGAGGAGCUCUAUGAUGCCUUUAUAGACUGCCAUUGGCCUGCUUUUGAAUUUCCUGACUCUUCUGAAUACCCUCCUGAUUACUCAUAGAAUGAGUAGAUAGACUGUGGAUCCUCUGGUGGUGACAUAGGACUAAUGUGGUCCCUUCAGAGGAUUGUGUGAAAAUCCUGAUUUUGGAAAUGAAGCUGUUUUAAUCCAUUUUUCCAGUGUUCUUGGCAUCAGGAGCGAGUUUAACAGGUAUCUGAAACAUGAGGAGAUAACACAAACUUGUGCAGCUCUUGAAAGGAUACAGACCACAGAAGCUGUUCUGUUUUCAAA
Silurus meridionalis is the source of this 1130-nucleotide messenger RNA. RefSeq names its product tRNA selenocysteine 1-associated protein 1-like. Gene Ontology annotation, biological process: selenocysteine incorporation. Lineage: Eukaryota; Metazoa; Chordata; Actinopteri; Siluriformes; Siluridae. The record is from RefSeq and is a predicted model, not a curated record. The transcript is spliced from 8 exons. Bases 219 to 902 code for a protein of 227 amino acids. Gene Ontology annotation, cellular component: nucleus. Gene Ontology annotation, molecular function: tRNA binding.